AUGGGUUCCGAUUUACCCACCUUCGACCUAUACACCUACUUUCGGUCUUCGUGCUCGGCAAGAUUGCGCAUUGCGCUCCAUUUGCACGGCAUCCCCUACAAGCCCAUCUUUGUGCAUUUGCUGAAGAAUGAGCAGCGUACCGAGGAACACCGGGCUCUCAACCCGUCCUUGAGCGUACCGGUUCUAGUAGUGCACAAGACGCCAGGUGACAGCUUCGCCAUUCCACAGUCGAUUGCCGCCCUGCAGUAUCUCGAAGAAAUCAUCCCAUCCUCAAGCGCACACUAUCGACCUCUCCUACCCCAAAACCCAGAGCUGCGCGCUCUCACCCUGACCUUGGUCGCGAUUAUUUCGGCAGAUGUCCAACCUGUAGUCAACUUACGCGUUCAGAGAUGGAUCAAAGAGCUCGACGCUGACCCUAGCCCGCUAUGUCGGCAGGCGACAGAGGCCGGGUUCGCCGCAUACGAAGCCAUUGCCUCCAAGACAGCGGGUGUCUUUAGCGUUGGAGAUGACAUUACUCUAGCAGAUGUAUGUCUUGUUCCUGCAGCAUGGAGCGCCGCACGUUUUGGCGUAGAUAUCAACAACUACCCGACCAUCGCGCGUGUAGUGGCCAAGCUGGAAGAGGAAGAUGCAGUCAAGAAGGCCCAUUGGCGCAACCAGCCCGACACGCCAGAAGAGUUCAGACAGGCGUCUGCAAGUUGA
This is a messenger RNA of Talaromyces rugulosus, 699 nucleotides long. RefSeq lists its product as uncharacterized. Gene Ontology annotation, cellular component: mitochondrion; cytoplasm. Gene Ontology annotation, biological process: L-phenylalanine catabolic process; glutathione metabolic process. Gene Ontology annotation, molecular function: maleylacetoacetate isomerase activity; glutathione transferase activity. Bases 1 to 699 code for a protein of 232 amino acids. The record is from RefSeq and is a predicted model, not a curated record. The transcript has a single exon. Lineage: Eukaryota; Fungi; Ascomycota; Eurotiomycetes; Eurotiales; Trichocomaceae.